Molecule: messenger RNA, 422 nt
Organism: Periophthalmus magnuspinnatus
Lineage: Eukaryota; Metazoa; Chordata; Actinopteri; Gobiiformes; Gobiidae
Product: cytochrome c oxidase subunit 6C-1
Exons: 4
Coding region: 82-312 (76 amino acids)
Biological process (GO): mitochondrial electron transport, cytochrome c to oxygen
Source: RefSeq, a predicted model, not a curated record
GCAACCUUUUCCGGUACAAAAAUACAGCGGAUCAGUCACAGCGGUUUGUGUGAAGGUCGUGCGUCUAUAACUCUUGUCAUCAUGUCUCUGCCCAAGCCUGUGAUGAGGGGACUGUUGGGGAAGCGGCUGAGGUUUCACCUGCCCAUCGCCUUCACUCUUUCUCUGGCUGCUGCUAUUGCCUUUAAGUACACAGUGACAGAGCCCAGGAAACAGGCCUAUGCUGAUUUCUACAAGCAGUAUGAUGCCACCAAAGAGUUUAAUGCCAUGAGGGAAGCUGGCAUCUUUGAAAGCGUACGACCCUCUGGAGAGUAAACUUGCUCCCGGAUACUGUUGUUCAUUCCUUGUAAGAAGAAAGUCCCCUUUCCUGCCCGAUUGUUAUUUACUGAUCAGAUGUGAACAUUGUUCAACUAAAUAAACUAUUC